AAUCUCGAGAGAUUUAGAAAUUUCAAGUCGAACCACCUGAUCAAACCUAUCGCGGCCUACGAACAAGACCAAGAUCGCUGUCUCCUCUUUCCUUGGGCAGAAGGGGGGAACCUGGCUCAAUACUGGCGUCGUACCCCUGGGGCUUCCUUGAACAAUUUCGAGCUUGCAUGGGUUUUUGGCCAGCUCACUGGCCUGUUUGAGGCUCUCGAAGAAUUGCAUGGGAAGAACUGCAGACAUGGAGACCUGAAGCCAGAGAAUAUUCUAGUAUUCAUCGAUGCGGACAAAAAUAAGUCACUGCAAAUCGCCGAUAUGGGACUCACUACUUUCCACGAGCUAGAAGCUGCGACCGGCAUUAGGAGAGCUCAUGAGAUUCUCACCUUGACGCCGCCGGGAACAUCUCGGUAUGAGCCCCCUGAGAUGGACAUCAACCGAAACAAGAAGCUACCCGCCCACGAGACUCGAUCGAGAGCUUAUGACAUCUGGUCCAUGGGAUGCGUUGUCUUGGAGCUACUCAUUUGGCUUGCUUGUGGCUUUGAGACCGUGAAAGCUUUCAGAGGUGGAACUGCGUACUUCUGGGAGUGGAACGAUGACGAGAAGAAGUAUUGUGUCGGAUCUGACACACGAGACCACAUCACAACUUUGGCUACGAAAUGGCAGGCUCAAUCAGCGUGGAGAGAACUUUUGGAGCUUGUCGAAUCGAGGCUUCUCGUCGUCGACGUAUCGAAGGACAGCAAAUCCAGCUCGCCUGAGUGUCGCGAGAUAGCCUCCGCAGCUCACAGGCAGAUGAGAGGAAUCCAGGAAAAAUACUACCUUGCGACACGCCUUGCUAAUAGUAUCAUAGUUUGUGAGUUCGCUGGAUUUGAUCUCAUGGAUCAACGAGCAGUUAACAUUGAGCCUGCACAGAAACAAAGUCAACUCAAUGACUCUUGGGAGUCUCUUGCUGACAAUGACUUCGCCUCCCAAGUCCUCGAGAAAAUUCAGUGGGCUCAAUCGGAAGCUUCGCUCACAGGAAGGAAGAUCUUUUGCUCAAAAUGCAGCAUCGUAUCGCCGCCAGAUUUAUUCCCUGCAGAAUUCAGACCAUCAGAGGCUCAAUUACACUGUGGUCUCUGCAGCAUACUUCUUAAUGCUCUGCAGCGAGUAUAUGAUAAUGUGCUUCCGGAAGUCGUGAAGCUACGGCAAACACUUACCGCAGUUUGUGUAGACGGCGGGCCAAAUCUUCUUUCGAUCUAUGUCGACCCUGGUGGUGAAAUUCCGAGGGGAAUGCAAGUCGGCCUACCGAGACUUCCCAUAAUGAACAGCCCAGACCAGUUCACUGUGUUGAACCAGUGGUUGCAAAGUUGUAAUACACAUCCCGAAUGCAACCGCCACACGGCCCAGCAGAACUUGAAGAUGCCAACCCGCCUUGUCAAAGUCACGACGCCAAUUCAACUUGUGAGCUGCAGUACAAUGGGGCCUAAAAGCUGCCAGUACAUAGCUCUAAGCCAUUGUUGGGGUCAGUUGCAGAAGCACGAACGAUUUUGCCUCUACACGGCGAAUCAUUCCCAACUGCAGGACCAUAUCGAUUUUGACCAUCUACCAAAGACCUUCCAGGACGCUAUCAAAGUUACUCGCGGUCUCGGCAUAGAUUACAUCUGGAUUGACUCACUAUGUAUCAUCCAGGACAAUAAGGAUGACUGGGAAAAGGAGUCAACAAAGAUGGAAGAGGUCUUUAGUGCAGCAUACUGUACAAUCAGUGCAGCCUCUGCCAGAUCUUCACUCGACGGCUUCUUAUCUAACCGUCCGCCCAGGCCAAGCGUUCUUGUACCGGUGAAGGGUUCACCAGACCUGUAUGUAUGUGCACACAUUGAUGAUUUUCAACAAGAUGUCGAAUUGGCAGAGAUCAGCAGGCGAGGAUGGGUUUUGCAAGAAAGAGCUCUAUCGAGACGAUCAAUUUAUUUCACCCCAACCCAGGUGUACUGGGAAUGUGGAUAUGGGAUACGGUGUGAAACCUUGUGCCGCUUGUAUAAUUCGAAGGCAGUGUUUUUGGGGGACGCCAACUUCCCUCAGUCUGCUUUGGAUCAUUAUCGAGAUGGGAGGCAGUUACUGAUUCAAGAUCUACACGAGAGGUACUCUGCGCUUGCAUUUACGAAAGCUUCCGACAGGGCCGUCGCAAUCCUUGGUCUUCAAACCAGACUGGCGCGAGCACUGCAAACUCAAGCCGCCCACGGGUCCUUCGAGAAGUAUUUCGCCAGGGGUAUUCUCUGGAAACGCGAUCAAGUAGUAGACAUGACGGCCAUUACCCAGUCGACGUGGCUUGUUCCUACUUGGUCGUGGUUCUCCAAAACGGGAAAAAUUCAGUAUAUGAACCUUGAGUUUGAUAAAAUUGAGUGGGCGAAUGAAGACUUCGAGAGCCCGUUCUCUCGCCAUCAAGACAUGCUCUCUGGAUCGUCAUAUUACGGUCGCGAUGAGGACUAUACUAUCCUUCGCGGUAUUGCAAGACGCAUGGACGUAAGUGAGCAGCAGAUUGCGUCAGAGGUUUGUUUUGACAGGAAGAACAAGUUCAAAGCCAAAGAUCUACGGGCUGUUAUAAUUGGCCGUGAUAAGAAAAGCCGCGAACCGAAAGUCCAUGUUCUUGUCAUCUGCCAAAGCCAAGGCGUUGCAAAUGAUACUCGGUAUGAGAGGGUCGGGGUUGCGUCUUUUUGUGAGAAGCAAGUUUCAAAGGAAUGUAUCUGGGUCGACAUUUAUUAA
Molecule: messenger RNA, 2727 nt
Organism: Colletotrichum acutatum
Lineage: Eukaryota; Fungi; Ascomycota; Sordariomycetes; Glomerellales; Glomerellaceae
Product: heterokaryon incompatibility protein
Exons: 4
Biological process (GO): protein phosphorylation
Molecular function (GO): protein kinase activity; ATP binding
Source: RefSeq, a predicted model, not a curated record